AUGACAAAGUUGGAACAAAGAGGACUACUGAGAGUUCAUAAAGAGAUCUUCAGAGAGAGGACUUGUCAGGUAGAUCAUCGAAUUUCCUUCUCUCUCUGGCGGUUAUUAGGGUUUAAUCUUCGAUUAGAUUAUAUUCGAUUUGUGGGAGGCGGUGCGGAAGCUCAUGCUAGAUUCAAGCAGUAUGAGUACAGGGCCAACUCUAGCUUGGUGCUAACCAGUGAGAAUCGUCCUCGCGAUACACACGAGCCUACCGGAGAGCCUGAGACUCUGUGGGGGAAGAUUGAUCCUAAGUCGUUUGGAGAUAGAGUUGCUAAGGGAAGACCUCAGGAGCUUGAUGAUAAGCUUAAGAAGUCGAAGAAGAAGGAGCGUGAUGUUGUUGCGGAUGAUACUGUUUCUGCUCGGCAGAGCAAGAGGCGUCGGCUCAGGGAAGAGAGUGUGCUCACGGAUACCGACGAUGUGGUUUAUCAGCCCAAGACUAAGGAGACGAGGGCUGCUUAUGAGGCUAUGCUUAGUCUGAUUCAGCAGCAGCUUGGUGGUUUGCCUUUGAACGUUGUUAGUGGUGCUGCGGAUGAGAUCUUGGCUGUUCUCAAGAAUGACGCUGUGAAGAACUCUGACAAGAAGGCGGAGAUUCAGAAGCUGCUGAACCCUGCACCUGAUCAGAUUCAUCAGGUUUUUGAUCAGCUUGUUUCCAUUGGGAAGUUGAUCACCGACUUUCAAGAAGGUGGUGAUUCUGGUGGUGGUAAAGCCAAUGUAGAUGAGGGGCUUGAUGAUGAUGAUGUUGGCGUGGCUGUUGAGUUUGAGGACAAUGAAGAAGAUGGCGAGGAGAGUGAUCCUGAUAUGGUACAGGAGGAAGACGAUGAAGAGGAUGAUGAGCCUCAGAAAACUGGAGGGAUGCAAGUGGAUGCAGGGAUAGAUGAGGAGGAUGCAGGAGAUGUGAAUGAGGGCACCAGUCUGAACGUUCUGGAUAUUGAUGCUUACUGGCUCCAGAGAAAGAUAUCUCAGGCUUAUGAACAGCAGAUUGAUCCGCAACAGUGCGAAGUACUAGCUGAAGAGCUGCUUAAGAUACUCGCUGAAGGGGAUGAUAGGGAGUUGCUUAUGCAUCUUCAGUUUGAAAAGUUCACACUCGUUAAGUUUCUGCUGCGGAACCGUUUUAAAAUUGUGUGGUGUACGCGUUUGGCUAGGGCAGAGGACCAGGAAGAGAGGAAUAGAAUUGAAGAGGAGAUGAGAGGGUUGGGCCUGGAACUGGCAGCAAUUGUGGAUCAGUUGCAUUCAACAAGAGCAACAGCGAAAGAGAGGGAGGAGAACGUGCAGAAAAGUAUUAAUGAAGAGGCCCGGCGUCUGAAGGAAGAAACUGUUGGAGAUGGAGGUCGAGGCAGGAGAGAUGUUACUGAUAGAGAUUCAGAGAGUGGUUGGUUGAAGGGUCAGCGUCAGAUGCUAGACUUGGAGAGCUUGGCUUUUGACCAAGGUGGUCUCCUGAUGGCGAAUAAGAAGUGUGACCUUCCAGCUGGCUCCUACAGAACACAUGGAAAGGGAUAUGAAGAAGUUCAUGUGCCAUGGGUUUCUAAAAAGGUGGAUAUCAGUGAGAAGCUUGUGAAGAUCACCGAGAUGCCAGAUUGGGCUCAGCCGGCUUUUAAGGGAAUGCAACAGCUGAACAGGGUUCAGAGCAAAGUGUUUGAUACAGCUCUAUUUAAGGCAGAUAACAUACUUCUUUGUGCUCCUACUGGUGCUGGGAAAACCAAUGUUGCCAUGCUCACCAUACUGCAGCAAAUUGAGUCCAGUAGGAACGAAGAUGGAACACUCAACCAUGGAAAGUACAAAAUUGUGUAUGUUGCACCCAUGAAAGCCCUAGUUGCUGAGGUUGUAAGUAACCUGUCUAAUCGUCUGAAGGAUUAUGGAGUCACUGUGAGGGAACUCAGUGGGGAUCAGUCCCUCAGUGGGAAGGAAAUUGAGGAGACCCAGAUAAUUGUCACCACACCAGAGAAGUGGGAUAUCAUCACAAGGAAGUCUGGUGAUCGCACUUACACCCAGCUUGUGAGACUUCUUAUAAUCGAUGAGAUCCAUCUUCUUCAUGAUAAUCGAGGGCCUGUGCUUGAAAGCAUUGUCGCUAGGACUCUGAGGCAGAUUGAAACCACGAAGGAGAAUAUUCGCUUGGUGGGUUUGUCAGCUACACUGCCAAAUUACGAAGAUGUGGCCUUAUUUUUGCGGGUUGAUCUUAAGAAAGGGUUGUUUAAAUUCGACCGCAGCUACAGACCGGUGCCUCUUGGUCAGCAGUAUAUUGGAAUCAGUGUGAAAAAACCAUUGCAGAGGUUCCAGCUGAUGAAUGAUCUUUGUUAUGAGAAAGUAUUGGCUGGUGCUGGAAAGCAACAGGUUCUUAUUUUUGUUCACUCGAGGAAGGAAACAGCAAAAACUGCAAAUGCAAUAAAGGACACCGCAACGAACGAUACACUCAGCAGAUUCUUGAAAGAAGACAGUGCAAGUCGUGAAGUUCUUCAGAGUCAGAUUGAUCUUAUAAAGAAUGUUGAUCUGAAAAAUCUUCUGCCUUACGGUUUUGCUAUUCAUCAUGCUGGGCUAACAAGGGGUGAUCGUGAGAUAGUUGAGGCCCUUUUUGGUGAAGGGCAUGUGCAAGUCUUGGUUUCCACAGCAACUCUUGCAUGGGGGGUGAAUCUCCCUGCUCAUACUGUCAUAAUCAAAGGAACACAGGUCUAUAAUCCUGAGAAAGGGGCGUGGAUGGAACUCAGUCCCCUGGAUGUUAUGCAGAUGCUUGGUCGUGCUGGAAGACCUCAGUAUGAUGAAUAUGGGGAGGGUAUAAUUAUCACUGGCUACAGCGAGCUGCAGUAUUACCUGUCUUUGAUGAAUGAGCAACUACCUAUUGAAAGCCAGUUCAUUUCCAAACUUGCUGAUCAGCUUAAUGCCGAAAUUGUUCUUGGAACUGUUCAGAAUGCUAAAGAGGCUUGCCACUGGCUUGGGUAUACGUAUCUCUAUAUCCGUAUGGUUCGUAAUCCGACGCUGUAUGGUUUAGCGCCUGAUGCCCUUGUAAUAGACGUAGUCUUGGAGGAAAGGAGAGCUGACCUGGUACGUACUUUCAUCUGCUUUAACCUGUUGUUAUCUAUUGUUAAUAGUUUACUUGCUAUCAGCGCUGGACGUCUUGUACGAGCUCUCUAUGAAAUUGUAUUGAAGCGCGGAUGGGCUCAACUGGCUGAGAAAGCUCUGAACUUGUCUAAAAUGGUUGGGAAGAGGAUGUGGAGUGUCCAGACACCUCUUCGUCAGUUUCAUGGAAUUCCUAAUGAGAUUUUGAUGAAGUUGGAGAAGAAGGAUUUGGUGUGGGAGAGGUACUAUGACCUGUCGUCACAGGAGCUAGGAGAGCUUAUUCGUAGUCCUAAGAUGGGCAGACCGCUUCACAAGUUCAUCCACCAGUUCCCAAAAUUGGUUCUUGCAGCACAAGUUCAGCCUAUUACUCGAACUGUUCUGCGGGUGGAGCUCACGAUUACACCCGACUUCCAGUGGGACGAAAAAAUUCAUAAAUAUGUGGAGCCGUUUUGGAUCAUUGUGGAAGACAGUGAUUGUGAGAAAAUCCUUCAUCAUGAGUAUUUUCUAUUGAAGAAGCAGUAUAUCAGUGAGGAUCACACUUUAAACUUCACUGUCCCAAUCUUUGAACCGCUGCCACCUCAGUAUUUUGUCCGAGUGGUUUCAGACAAGUGGCUUGGCUCGCAGACUGUGUUGCCUGUAUCCUUUAGACACCUUAUACUUCCAGAAAAGUACCCACCACCUACAGAGCUACUGGACUUGCAGCCCCUUCCUGUCACAGCGCUUAGGAAUCCGAGUUAUGUGAGACUCUAUCAGGAUUUCAAGCAUUUCAAUCCGGUGCAGACUCAGGUCUUUAAUGUUUUGUAUAACACUAAUGAUAAUGUGUUGGUUGCUGCUCCAACUGGAAGUGGGAAGACUAUAUGUGCUGAGUUUGCUAUAUUGAAGAAUCAUCAAGAAGUACUCCUAAGGCAGCAAGAUGAUACUAAAAGACAAAGCGGACCUGAUACUACGACGAUGCGUGUUGUCUAUAUUGCACCGUUAGAGGCUAUUACUAAGGAGCAGUUUCGCAUCUGGGAGAGGAAGUUUGGGAAGGGUCUUGGUUUACGGGUUGUUGAGCUGACCGGGGAGACAGCGUUGGAUCUUAAGCUGCUGGAGAAGAGUCAGAUAGUCAUAAGUACUCCUGAGAAAUGGGAUGCUCUUUCUCGCAGGUGGAAACAGAGAAAAUACGUACAACAGGUUAGUCUUUUCAUUGUGGACGAGCUUCAUCUAAUUGGUGAAGGUCAAGGCGGUACAGUGUUGGAGGUGAUAGUGUCUAGAAUGAGAUAUAUUUCUAGUCAGGGUGAGAAUAAAAUCAGGAUUGUUGCGCUUUCCACUUCCCUCGCAAAUGCGAAAGAUCUUGGCGAGUGGAUUGGGGCCAGUUCUCACGGCCUAUUCAAUUUUCCUCCUGGAGUCCCUCCUGUUCCACUGGAGAUCCACAUUCAAGGAGUGGAUAUAUCCAGUUUUGAAGCCAGGAUGCAGGCAAUGACCAAGCCAACCUACACCGCCAUAGUCCAGCAUGCCAAGAACAAGAAGCCGGCUAUAGUUUUUGUCCCAACCCGUACACAUGUCCGCUUGACUGCUGUGGAUCUGAUGGCUUACUCUCACAUUGACAACCCACAGAGCCCUGAUUUCCUGUUAGGGAAACUAGAGGAACUUGAGGAUUUUGUUGAUAAACUCCGCGAGGAAACAUUGAAGGAGACACUGCGCCAUGGUAUUGGCUACUUGCACGAGGGUUUAUGCAGUCAGGAUCAGGAGAUUGUGACACAGAGUCAAGAUCAGGAGAUCGUGACACAACUCUUUGAAGCUGGACGGAUUCAGGUUUGUGUGAUGAGCAGUUCAUUGUGUUGGGGCACUCCAUUAACUGCACAUCUGGUGGUGGUGAUGGGGACGCAGUACUACGAUGGAAGGGAGAAUUCACACUCAGAUUAUGCAGUCUCUGAUUUGCUUCAGAUGAUGGGGCGUGCUAGCCGACCUCUACUUGACAAUGCUGGGAAGUGUGUGAUAUUCUGUCAUUCUCCUCGUAAAGAGUAUUACAAGAAGUUUCUUUAUGAAGCCUUCCCUGUGGAAAGUCAUCUCCAGCAUUUCUUGCAUAAUAAUUUCAAUGCAGAAGUGGUUGCUGGGGUUAUAGAGAACAAGCAAGAUGCAGUUGAUUAUCUUACAUGGACUUUGAUGUACAGGAGGCUUCCCCAGAAUCCUAACUACUACAAUCUUCAAGGAGUGAGCCACAGACAUUUGUCUGAUCACCUAUCAGAGCUGGUUGAGAACACCUUGUCUGAUCUUGAAGCCAGUAAGUGCAUUGAGAUAGAGGAUGAGAUGGACCUCUCUGCUCUCAACCUUGGGAUGAUUUCAUCCUACUAUUACAUCAGUUACACCACCAUCGAGCGCUUCAGUUCUCUUCUGUCUUCUAAAACCAAGAUGAAGGGACUUCUCGAGAUCUUAACAUCGGCUUCAGAGUAUGACAUGAUCCCAAUAAGGCCUGGCGAAGAGGACAGAGUUAGGAGGCUCAUCAAUCACCGGAGGUUCUCGUUUGAAAACCCAAACUGCACAGAUCCUCAUGUGAAAGCAAACGCUCUUCUUCAGGCUCAUUUCUCGAGGCAAAGCAUUACCACGAACUUGGAAAUGGAUCAGCGUGAGGUCCUUCUAUCAGCAACCAGACUUCUACAGGCGAUGGUGGAUGUGAUAUCAAGCAAUGGCUGGCUGAAUCUUGCUCUGUUAGCAAUGGAAGCAAGCCAGAUGGUGACUCAAGGCAUGUGGGAGCGUGACUCGAUGCUUUUGCAGCUCCCUCACUUCACAAAGGACUUGGCAAAAAGAUGCCAGGAGAAUAACAUUGAAACCGUAUUUGAUCUUGUGGAGAUGGAGGAUGAAGAACGCCAAGAGCUUCUCAAGAUGAAGGACACUGAGCUCUUAGACAUUGCCAGAUUCUGCAACCGCUUCCCAAACAUUGAUCUGACUUACGAGGUUGUGGGCAGUGAAGAUGUGACCGCAGGGAAAGAGGUGACGUUGCAGGUGAUGCUUGAGAGAGACAUGGAGGGGAGGACAGAAGUGGGAGCUGUGGAUGCGCCCAGGUAUCCCAAGACCAAAGAAGAAGGGUGGUGGCUGGUUGUGGGGGACACCAAGACGAACCAGUUGGUGGCCAUCAAGCGUGUAUCCUUGCAGAAGAAAGCGAAGGUGAAGCUGGAUUUCCAAGUACCGAGUGAAGCAGGAGAGAAGUCGUACGCACUCUACUUCAUGUGCGACUCUUACUUGGGUUGUGACCAAGAGUACGCUUUCUCUGUUGAUGUCAAGGAAUCUGGCGCCGAAAACCCCAUGGAAGAAUGAUCUUCUGUUUCAGGCGUUGCUGGAUUCUGGAGAAGAGCAUUCUCACUUUUAUGUAAUAUGCGUCUUUAGUUUUAGACCAAAAUCUAUGGUUUUGUUCCUUGUUUUUUUGGCUGGACCAAAAUCUAACAGUAUACGUGUCAAAAACUUGUUUUGAAUUCUGUUACUCUGAAAGCUGAGAUUUGACAAACGAAUAAUAAUGAAAUGCAGCAAGUUUUAUUAA
This is a messenger RNA of Brassica oleracea var. oleracea, 6601 nucleotides long. Its product is annotated as U5 small nuclear ribonucleoprotein 200 kDa helicase-like. Gene Ontology annotation, molecular function: nucleic acid binding; ATP hydrolysis activity; ATP binding. Gene Ontology annotation, cellular component: nucleus. The record is from RefSeq and is a predicted model, not a curated record. NCBI's taxonomy places the organism in Eukaryota, Viridiplantae, Streptophyta, Magnoliopsida, Brassicales, Brassicaceae.